UUUUAAGCGAAGAAGACCUAAAUCGAAAUUCAAAUUGAUGGUGAAGAUGAAAGGAUGGUUAGGGCAAAUGGGUUUCAACAAAAAUGGCGGAAACAUUAACUGGUUCCCUGGUCAUAUGGAUGCUGCCAAUCGUGCCAUUCGCCGCCGGCUCAAACUCUCCGAUUUUGUCAUUGAAGUCCGUGAUGCCCGUAUACCAUUAUCCUCAGCAAAUGAAGACUUGCAGUCUAUGCUUUGUGAGAAAAGGCGGGUGAUUGCCCUCAAUAAGAAAGAUUUGGCCAACCCCAACAUCAUGCAUAGGUGGAUCCGAUAUUUCAAUUCAUGUAAACAAGAGUGCUUCCCAAUAAAUGCACACAGUAGAAGUUCUGUGCAAAAGCUUCUCGAUAUUGUGGAGUUUAAAUUGAAGGAAGUUAUUACAAGGGAACCUACUCUUCUUGUCAUGGUGGUUGGUGUUCCUAAUGUCGGAAAAUCAGCUUUAAUCAAUUCCAUCCAUCAAAUUGCAUCAUCCCGAUUUCCAGUGCAGGAGAAGAUGAAGAGGGCUACAGUGGGGCCUUUGCCUGGUGUUACUCAAGAUAUUGUUGGAUAUAAGAUUGCACAUCAACCUAGCAUAUAUGUGUUGGACACUCCAGGUGUGUUGGUUCCAAGUAUUCCAGAUAUUGAAACAGGGUUAAAGUUGGCUCUAGCAGGGUCCAUCAAGGAUUCAGUAGUUGGUGAAGAUCGAAUUGUUCAAUACCUAUUGGCAGUUCUAAACACCAGAGGAACUCCUCUUCAUUGGAGACACUUGAUCGGUAGGGAAACUGAGGGCCUUCAUCACGAGUUGGAUGACAAACCUGAGUAUAAUCUCAAGGAUCUUCUACCAAAAAGAAGGAAGCCACCCAAUAAAUUUGAUAUCUACUACAUAGAGGAUAUGGUCAGUGAAGUCCAACGCACGCUAUGCACCACACUGUCAGAGUUCAAUGGUAAUUUGGAAGAAGAAGGCGAGUUGGAGAUUUUGAUAGAUCAGCAGUUUGAAGCUUUGCAAACGGCUCUAAAGAUACCUUACAAGGCAUCGGAAGGUCGCAUGAUGGUGUCAAAAAAAUUUCUAACUCUAUUUAGAACAGGCAAACUUGGUCCUUUCAUCCUGGAUGAUGUCCCUGAUACAUCUGAUUCUGCAUCUUGAAAUGUCAUUUGCAAGGUAUCAGUGUAUAUAAUAUGAUAUAUCUUUUUUGAAUACUUAAACCCUGAUCAAUCUAAUACUAGUUUGG
This is a messenger RNA of Solanum verrucosum, 1241 nucleotides long. RefSeq names its product short integuments 2, mitochondrial. The record is from RefSeq and is a predicted model, not a curated record. Bases 38 to 1156 code for a protein of 372 amino acids. Gene Ontology annotation, molecular function: GTP binding; GTPase activity. Lineage: Eukaryota; Viridiplantae; Streptophyta; Magnoliopsida; Solanales; Solanaceae. Gene Ontology annotation, cellular component: mitochondrion. The transcript is spliced from 8 exons.